GUGGCACACGUGUGUGUAUAUGAGUGGUGCAUGUGGCACACGUGUGUGUACAUGAGUGGUGCAUGUGGCACACGUGUUGUGUGUGUACAUGAGUGGUGCAUGUGGCACACGUGUUGUGUGUGUGUGUACAUGAGUGGUGCAUGUGGCACACGUGUUGUGUGUGUACAUGAGUGUACUGUGCAUGUGUGCUCUGCGCGUGUGAGCAAAUGGUCUGCUGUGUAUGCCGUGCCCAUGAUGGUAUGUGCAUGUGUUCGCAUGUGCAUGUACGUGUGCAUGUGUCUGUGUGUCCACGUGUGCAUGUAUGCCUGUGCAUGUGUGUAUACAUGUAUGUGUCCACGUGUAUGUGUGUGUGCAUAUGCGUGCGUGUGUGUCUGUGUGCGUGUGUCUCCCAGUUCCUGGCCCUGCGCGGCACGUGGAUGCGGCCAGGGAGCCCUCCGCAGGCAGGGACGGCCCAGGCGUGAGCACUGUCUCUCCCAUGUGGCGGCAGGGCUGCACCGGCCUGGCUUUGCCUCGUGCCCCCUGGGAGUGGCCGGGAGACUCGUCCCCGCUCAGGUGGCCCCGUCCUCCCCGCGGGCCCCCAGGGUGCAGGCUCGCUCCUGACGGUGCCGUUGCCCUCGUGUGGUCACGCGUGUUCCUGGAAGCAGGCCAGAGCCAGCUGGGCUGCAGGAAACAAACUUUAGAUUCUCUCCUGACGCGUUUAAAGUACUAGCCCUGUGGACACGCGUGACCAGACGGGCCCUCGGUGCGGAAUGCAGAAAGCCAGGAAAACCGAGACACCUGCAAAGUCUGGAUGGCUCCCGGGGCAGGGCGGAGGAGGGGCGGUCUGGCCACUGGCCGUGAGGACCGUCCAUCUCCGGGAGGGCACUCGGUGCCCAGACCUGCAGCAUGGGGCAGUGAAACCUGAUCAGAAAGUGAAGCAAUAAAAAUAAGCGGGAGCCACUAGGUGGCCCACCAUGGAGCCCAUCUCCCCGCUCCUGCUGGCCGGCCUUGGCUUGCCGCUCGCCAGGGCCCUCGGCGGGAACGAGACCAGCACGGCCAACGGCAGCUGGACCCCCGGCACCUCAGGCCCCCCGGAGCCCGGCGCCCCCCUGCCGCCGCUGGCCUGGCUGCUGCUGCCGCUGCUGCUGUGUGCCCUGGCACUGCCCCCCGCCGCCUACUGCUGCAGGUUCCGGAAGCACAGGAAGGCCGUGGUCAGCGCCGGCGACAAGAAGCUGCCCAACGGGAUCCUGGAGGAGCAGGAGCAGCAGCGGGUGCUGCUCCUCAGCAGCUCCCCAUCGGGGCCCAGGAAGUACUUCCCCAUCCCGCUGGGGCUCCUGGAGGAGGAGAUCCGCCUGCGCUCCGCCGACGACGGCAAGCUCUUCCGCGAGGAGUUCAACUCGCUGCCAUCGGGACACAUGCAGGGGACGUUUGACGUGGCCAACAGAGAGGAGAACCGAGAGAAAAACCGAUACCCCAACAUCCUUCCCAAUGACCUCUCCAGGGUGGUCCUCAGCCCGGUGGACGGGGUCCCUGGCUCCGACUACAUCAACGCCUCCUACAUCGACGGUUAUAAGGAGAAGAAUAAGUUCAUCGCCGCCCAAGGCCCCAAGCAGGACACGGUCAGUGAGUUCUGGAGGAUGGUCUGGGAGCAGAAGUCGGCCACCAUCGUGAUGCUGACGAGCCUGAAGGAGCGGAAAGAGGAGAAAUGCUUCCAGUACUGGCCUGACCAGGGCUGCUGGACCUACGGCCACGUCCGGGUGUGCGUGGAGGACUGCGUGACGCUGGUGGACUACACCGUCCGCAAGUUCUGCAUCCAGUCGCAGCUCCCCGGCAGCUGCAAAGCCCCCCGCCUGGUGUCCCAGCUGCACUUCACCAGCUGGCCUGACUUCGGGGUGCCCUUCACCCCCAUCGGGAUGCUCAAGUUCCUGAGGAAGGUCAAGGCGCUCAACCCCGCGCACGCCGGGCCCAUCGUGGUGCACUGCAGCGCGGGCGUGGGCCGGACGGGCACCUUCAUCGUCAUCGACGCCAUGAUGGACAUGAUGCUCGCCGAGCAGAAAGUGGACGUCUUCGAGUUCGUGUCGAGGAUCCGUAACCAGCGCCCACAGAUGGUGCAGACGGACAUGCAGUACACCUUCAUCUACCAGGCCCUGCUGGAGUUCUACCUGUACGGGGACACGGAGAUGGACGUGUCCUCCCUGGAGAAGCACCUGCAGGCCCUGCACAGCCCCGCCCCGGCCCGCGACAGGCUGGGGCUGGAGGAGGAGUUCCGGAAACUGACCAAUGUGCGGAUCAUGAAGGAGAACAUGCGCACGGGGAACCUGCCGGCCAACAUGAAGAAGGCCAGGGUGAUCCAGAUCAUCCCCUAUGACUUCAACCGCGUCAUCCUGUCCAUGAAGCGGGGCCAGGAGUACACGGACUACAUCAACGCCUCCUUCAUCGACGGCUACCGGCAGAAGGACCACUUCAUCGCCACGCAGGGCCCGCUGGCGCACACGGUGGAGGACUUCUGGAGGAUGGUGUGGGAGUGGAAGUGCCACACGAUCGUCAUGCUCACGGAGGUGCAGGAGCGAGAGCAGGACAAAUGCUACCAGUACUGGCCCUCAGAGGGCUCGGUCACCCACGGCGAGGUCACCAUCGAGACCAGGAGCGACACACUCUCGGAAGGCAUCAGCGUGCGGGACUUCCUGGUCACGUGCAAGCAGCCUCCCGGCCGCCAGGAGGAGCAGCCGCGCCUGGUCCGCCAGUUCCACUUCCACGGCUGGCCAGAGAUCGGGGUGCCCGCCGAGGGCAGGGGCAUGAUCGACCUCAUCGCGGCCGUGCAGAAGCAGCAGCAGCAGACGGGGAACCACCCCAUCACCGUGCACUGCAGCGCGGGCGCCGGGCGCACGGGGACCUUCAUCGCGCUCAGCAACAUCCUGGAGCGGGUGAAGGCCGAGGGGCUGCUGGACGUGUUCCAGGCGGUGAAGAGCCUGCGGCUGCAGCGGCCACACAUGGUGCAGACCCUGGAACAGUAUGAAUUCUGCUACAAAGUGGUACAAGACUUUAUCGAUAUAUUUUCUGAUUAUGCUAAUUUCAAAUGAAACUCCUGCCUUAAACUAUUUUUUAAUUUAAUGGUCAGUAUAUUUUGUAAAAAUCAUGUUAAUUUAUUUCAUGGUUCACAUUAAUAUCUCCCUAAUUUCCUUGUAUAUAUUUUGUUAUGUGUCUAAGGCCACGUGCUGUAAUGUUAUUAAACCCCAAAUGCCCCCUCUCAAGAACUGGAAUAACAUAUUAAGGUCACGUAAAUCCCAUAAGCCAAAUAUUUCUGCUAACAUCAGUAAAUAUUUGUAAUUUUUCCGUUAGAUUCCUAUCCUUGAGUUUCACACUUUGGACACCUCUAAGUGUUAGCGGUUUUAAGGCUCCCCAGUGCGAGGGUGCAAGAAACUGCCGGGCGACUCCAAUACUGAGGAAGCAGCCAGGACCGAGGAGUGAUGCCGGCCCCUUUGCUGGCGCUGCUCUCGCCGGCCGCCUGCAAGGCCCCGUCCUGGGGACUGGGAAGCCGGCAGCGGGGAGAGUUCCCGUGCCCCCCCGCUCCGGUUGAGCGUCACACCUUAAAGAGCAAAGUCUUUGUCGGUGGAGUGCGGGCCUGGGUUGAUUCUCCCCCGGGCCCCGGGCUGUGUCUGGGCCCCAGGGGCUGGGUAGGAAGAUGCUGGUGGCCGGGGCCUCUGUGCCGCCAGGCCAGCCCUGAGCCCAGUGGCCCCUCCGGCAUGCCUGAACCCCUCCGAGACAGCCCCGCCCUGACGCCCGGGGGGAGCACACUUUGUUCCAGGAUGCAUUUUGGUAUUUAAAACUCUCUUGUAAAAACUGUUUGUAAGAAAGGAAAUCUUUUUUUAAAAAAAAAAAAUCUAUAGAUUUAUACCGUUUUUUUUUUAAAGUUCCUCCUUCUCGAUGUUUAGUGAAAGAAGAGGGUCCUUCGCGGAAGGGUAACUUAUUUUUGAAUGAAAAUGCUGCUGAGACGGUUGACACUGGACAGCGAUGGCCACUGCCGGCAGGACUGGCCGCGCACGGGGAGGCGGGUGGGGGCGGGAGGCCUGAGCUCAGUCCCAGGGACGUGUGCAGGGCCCUGGCAGCCCCGGCCAGCGCGAGACGACCAGCCCGGGCCUCACUGCACACGGCUCUGAGCACUCGAAGGCGGUGUGGACAGCAGCUCGUCGGCUCUGCCCGGGGCCCGUGGCCCGCUGCAAGGACGAAGCACCAGCUCGCGGCGUCCAGCUCGCGCCCCACCCCCUCCCUGCGCCAGGUCCCCGGCCCGGGUCCCGGAGGCCGGGGGCGAGGCUGGUCAGCGGCCCACCGUCCCUUCUGUGUUCCCCCUGUUCCGGUCCCAAGCCAGAGCCUUUCUUUGACCAAAGGGGAGCGACAGCUUUGGCCCCACCAGAACCUGCUGGUUCUGUGGGUUGGAGGUGCCGGGUGGAGGCCGUGGUCUGGGUCCAGGCGGAGGUGCCUUAACCGCAGUCCUGGCCGCCCGGGGGAUGAACCUUGUCUCUCCGAGGCCCUCGGGUGCCCCGAAGAAGUGCCCGGCUGUGUGGUCAUCUGCCCCCCUGGGCUGUCCCCAGGGAUGCUGGCCGCUGGUCCCGUCCUUCUUGUUCUAGAACCUUCCUGCCCCAGUCCAAGGCAGCAGUUGCCUUUGGGGAGUGGAGGGUUCCCGGUCACUGAAAGGCCCAGGCUGUCCCGGGGGACACCGGAGACUCGAGUCCCUCUGUGUCCCGCUGGGAGCAGGUUUCUCUCCCCGCUGGCCCAGGGACACGCGUUGCCCGCCUGCGCGGCGCCAUGCCCACAGCAGUCUCCCCGGACGCCCACGUGACCAGCAGGCCCCACGCCGUGACCGUCUCCCGUGCUGUCUGCAGAGGGCGCACACCGCCGUCCUCGAAGGGGCUUGUACGUGUGUUUAAAAACUUUCCAAAUGAGCCUGAGCCCGCGGGCGCCCCCGGAGACGCCCCGUCUUCCCCGUCUUCUCUCCACGCCGUCCGGCCGCGAGCCCCGUGUCCCGCCCCCACCCCAUGUGCGUCACGCGCAGGCGGCCCCGGUCACCCACGCGUGUCCUCCUCCCGGCCACGACUUCCUCCUCACGGGGACAGUUCCAUCUUGCUCUGGUGACUGCAGGGGAAUGUCGUGGAUUCUUUGUAUACGCCGAUCGCAAGAUCCGGAACCUUCCGAUGCGGGGAUAAAUCUUGCCAUCUUUGAGUCUC
Messenger RNA from Sorex araneus (European shrew), 5201 nucleotides. RefSeq names its product protein tyrosine phosphatase receptor type E (gene PTPRE). The transcript has 20 exons. The record is from RefSeq and is a predicted model, not a curated record. The coding region runs from base 954 to 3059 and encodes 701 amino acids. Lineage: Eukaryota; Metazoa; Chordata; Mammalia; Eulipotyphla; Soricidae. Gene Ontology annotation, molecular function: protein tyrosine phosphatase activity. Gene Ontology annotation, biological process: protein dephosphorylation.